AUGGUAACCCCCGCCUCAUACAACAAGGCAAGUACCAGGGUCACCCCCGCCUCAUACAACAAGGCAAGUACCAGGGUCACCGCCGCCUCAUACAACAAGGCAAGUACCAUGGUCACCGCCGCCUCAUACAACAAGGCAAGUACCAGGGUCACCGCCGCCUCAUACAACAAGGCAAGUACCAGGGUCACCGCCGCCUCAUACAACAAGGCAAGUACCAGGGUCACCGCCGCCUCAUUCAACAAGGCAAGUACCAGGGACACCGCCGCCUCAUACAACAAGGCAAGUACCAGGGUCACCGCCGCCUCAUACAACAAGGCAAGUACCAGGGUCACCGCCGCCUCAUACAACAAGGCAAGUACCAGGGUCACCGCCGCCUCAUACAACAAGGCAAGUACCAGGGUCACCGCCGCCUCAUACAACAAGGCAAGUACCAGGGUCACCGCCGCCUCAUUCAACAAGGCAAGUACCAGGGACACCGCCGCCUCAUACAACAAGGCAAGUACCAGGGACACCGCCGCCUCAUACAACAAGGCAAGUACCAGGGUCACCGCCGCCUCAUACAACAAGGCAAGUACCAGGGUCACCGCCGCCUCAUUCAACAAGGCAAGUACCAGGGACACCGCCGCCUCAUACAACAAGGCAAGUACCAGGGUCACCGCCGCCUCAUACAACAAGGCAAGUACCAGGGUAACCCCCGCCUCAUACAACAAGGCAAGUACCAGGGUCACCGCCGCCUCAUACAACAAGGCAAGUACCAGGGUCACCCCCGCCUCAUACAACAAGGCAAGUACCAGGGUAACCCCCGCCUCAUACAACAAGGCAAGUACCAGGGUAACCCCCGCCUCAUACAACAAGGCAAGUACCAGGGUCACCGCCGCCUCAUACAACAAGGCAAGUACCAGGGUCACCGCCGCCUCAUACAACAAGGCAAGUACCAGGGACACCGCCGCCUCAUACAACAAGGCUAGUACCAGGGUCACCGCCGCCUCAUACAACAAGGCAAGUACCAGGGACACCGCCGCCUCAUACAACAAGGCAAGUACCAGGGUCACCGCCGCCUCAUACAACAAGGCAAGUACCAGGGUCACCGCCGCCUCAUACAACAAGGCAAGUACCAGGGUCACCGCCGCCUCAUACAACAAGGCAAGUACCAGGGUCACCGCCGCCUCAUUCAACAAGGCAAGUACCAGGGACACCGCCGCCUCAUACAACAAGGCAAGUACCAGGGUCACCGCCGCCUCAUACAACAAGGCAAGUACCAGGGUCACCGCCGCCUCAUACAACAAGGCAAGUACCAGGGUCACCGCCGCCUCAUACAACAAGGCAAGUACCAGGGUCACCGCCGCCUCAUACAACAAGGCAAGUACCAGGGUCACCGCCGCCUCAUACAACAAGGCAAGUACCAGGGUCACCGCCGCCUCAUUCAACAAGGCAAGUACCAGGGACACCGCCGCCUCAUACAACAAGGCAAGUACCAGGGACACCGCCGCCUCAUACAACAAGGCAAGUACCAGGGUCACCGCCGCCUCAUACAACAAGGCAAGUACCAGGGUCACCGCCGCCUCAUUCAACAAGGCAAGUACCAGGGACACCGCCGCCUCAUACAACAAGGCAAGUACCAGGGUCACCGCCGCCUCAUACAACAAGGCAAGUACCAGGGUAACCCCCGCCUCAUACAACAAGGCAAGUACCAGGGUCACCGCCGCCUCAUACAACAAGGCAAGUACCAGGGUCACCCCCGCCUCAUACAACAAGGCAAGUACCAGGGAAACCCCCGCCUCAUACAACAAGGCAAGUACCAGGGUAACCCCCGCCUCAUACAACAAGGCAAGUACCAGGGUCACCGCCGCCUCAUACAACAAGGCAAGUACCAGGGUCACCGCCGCCUCAUACAACAAGGCAAGUACCAGGGACACCGCCGCCUCAUACAACAAGGCUAGUACCAGGGUCACCGCCGCCUCAUACAACAAGGCAAGUACCAGGGACACCGCCGCCUCAUACAACAAGGCAAGUACCAGGGUCACCGCCGCCUCAUACAAAAAGGCAAGUACCAGGGUCACCGCCGCCUCAUACAACAAGGCUAGUACCAGGGUCACCGCCGCCUCAUACAACAAGGCAAGUACCAGGGUAACCCCCGCCUCAUACAACAAGGCAAGUACCAGGGUCACCGCCGCCUCAUACAACAAGGCUAGUACCAGGGUCACCGCCGCCUCAUACAACAAGGCAAGUACCAGGGUCACCGCCGCCUCAUACAACAAGGCAAGUACCAGGGUAACCCCCGCCUCAUACAACAAGGCAAGUACCAGGGUCACCGCCGCCUCAUACAACAAGGCUAGUACCAGGGUCACCGCCGCCUCAUACAACAAGGCAAGUACCAGGGUCACCGCCGCCUCAUACAACAAGGCAAGUACCAGGGUCACCGCCGCCUCAUACAACAAGGCAAGUACCAGGGUCACCGCCGCCUCAUACAACAAGGCUAGUACCAGGGUCACCGCCGCCUCAUACAACAAGGCUAGUACCAGGGUCACCGCCGCCUCAUACAACAAGGCUAGUACCAGGGUCACCGCCGCCUCAUACAUCAAGACUCGUUCGAGUCGCCUCGAACGACUCGGUGACUCGAGUCACCGCCGCCUUAUUACUUUAGUAACAAUCGGCUCAUGGAUGUCAGCGAUGAAAGCUGAUGAUCACUGGCAGUCUGUUGCAUCUGUGGGUGAACUUACAGGGCAGUACAGACUUUCUCUUAAGUCUUAUCUCUCGUAUAUUGUUAAUCUCAAUCUUCACGAGACCGGACUCUGUAGGCGGUUCCUACGUCGGCCAACGUGGUACCUAUUAAAUCCUGAUGACGAGAGCUGUCAUCAUAUACACAACAUGGCAGAGUCAAGUUUUGAAAUAAAGAAACUCAGUGCACUCAGUGAGGAUUAA
This is a messenger RNA of Procambarus clarkii (red swamp crayfish), 2922 nucleotides long. The record is from RefSeq and is a predicted model, not a curated record. NCBI's taxonomy places the organism in Eukaryota, Metazoa, Arthropoda, Malacostraca, Decapoda, Cambaridae.